Xyrichtys novacula (pearly razorfish) is the source of this 14364-nucleotide messenger RNA. NCBI's taxonomy places the organism in Eukaryota, Metazoa, Chordata, Actinopteri, Labriformes, Labridae. The record is from the annotation of a GenBank genome assembly.
AAACGUGUAGCACUGUUGCCAUGAUAGCCUUCAGACACAGGUGAGCAGCAGAACUCGGUGUGUAGAGCCGAGGUUUGGUGCUGAGACAGGGAUCUGGUGUUGAUGAUGUUGGAGAGGAGCAGGGUGACCAUGGUCGCAGAUAUCUUCUUCAGCCGGAAACACCCAGCAGCCAAACAGGAGGAGAUCAUUCACUGUGCCUGCACCAGAGCCUACGUACAGUGAGUAGCUCUCUUGUUCACCUAACUUGACUGGUCCUGUUUAACUGAUACCUCAGUGAAAAGUGCUUGGUAGGAUAAACUGUUCCCUGUCUGCCUAACACAUCCCAACCACUGAGAGGAGACAUUACGAAGAGAUGGACCAUAUCCAGUCAACCUGUCAGUUGUCAUCAUGGGAAGGCUGAUUUGUAAUAUCUACAGGGCAGUUUUUUUCAAAGAGGUGCAUUAUCACGCCUCAAGUUAGUCAUUUCUCUUGUGCCCCAUUAUAGCAAGUUGCAAAGGAUGUUCAAGGAUCCCUAAAUAAUCCCUUUAUGGAGUCUCACCCAUAGACUGUAUAUACUGUUCUAUAUACAAAGUCUGGCAUCUGAGGUGGCUCUUUUAGGCUGAGUUCUGUUUCUCUGUGUUCUUUUCAUCCAUCAAGGGAUCGAGAGCUGUAUCGCUCUGAUAACAGGUUACUCCACUCUGAUCCAGCUGAUGCUGCAGUUGGAGGUAAGUCAUUCAUCUCACAUUGAGUGUGCUCAGGCUGUCCGAGGGGCUUUGGUGGGAAAAUCAGAGGAAUUCAUCGCCUGUUUUGCUUCUAGAAGACUAAAAGGUUUGCAGGGUAGCAACCUGUAAUGCGGUUUGCUGGCUCAACAGCUUAUUAAAUUUGAGGUUGUGUGUCUGCUUUUUUUUUAAAUAGGGACACCUUUGGGAGCUGACAAUGUUUUAAUCAGUUACUGUGUUAAGACCUGUCAUGGGAACAAUAAUUCAAACUGUUUUAUGCUCUAAAGUCAACAAUGCCAGAAGCAUUAAAAUGCAUUAGGGCUCUUUCUGUACAAAAAGGACAAGGCUGUAAACGUAAUACGAGAUAGAUGAUCUUAGGCCCUCAGAUGGCUGCAGGAAAUCACUGCAUGGGCUCCAAAUAAUGUUCAAUAAAAGUUGUCAAUGAGCAGUUUAUCAGUGCAACCACAAAAGCAGGUUAAAACUGUACAAUACACGGAGGAAAACCUACAAAAACAUGAUCCAGAAACACUGCUCUGGGCCCAGGUCCACUUAAGAUGGACUGAGGUUGAGUGGAAAGAUUGUCUUGAGGACUGAGAAGUCAAACUUUGACAUUAUUUUUGGAAAUCAUGGACACCUCAUCUUCUGCUCUAAUGUGAAGAGGGACCACUGGUUUGUUAUCAGACCACAGUUUAAAGUCUGAUGGUAUGGGGAUGCAGAAGCUCAGGACAUCAGUCAGCAAAGUAACCAUUUAGUCCAUUUUGUAGAUGUUCAGGAUCAGUGCACAGCAAAAGAAACACCGUUUAGCUGGACAGUAUUCUAUGUUUUUGUUGUUGUUUUCUGGGAAUGAACCUAAUCCACCAGAAAGAGAGCACCUGGCUACAGAAAAAAAAUCCUCUUAAUGAGAAAAAUCCUCAAAUUGGACCGAACCAAGUGAUGGACAGCCCCCCACUGGGCUGAGAAAGACAGAUUUAGAGAGAAGAUGGUUCUUGAUGCACCAGGAGACAGCAGAGGGAAUUUAAAAAGACACCGUGUUGUUGUUGUUUUUAGAAAUACCCUUUCCUCCUCUUACAGAAACUGAUGGUGAAGAGGAGGAAGAGGAGGAGGAGGAACAGGUGUUGGAUGAAGAGGCUCUGUUGAUGGCUAGCAUGGGUCUGCCUCUGGCCUUCAGCAGCUCUUCCCACCAGAGGAGAGAGGUAGGUUUAUUUCGACUAAGAUGUCAAAUCAAACUUAAAUGUUUGAGCGGAUCAUGUGAUUGAAUGUUUCUGGUCAUGUGACAGGGAAGAAGAUCUAAUAGAAAGCUUUCCACAUACUGGGAAGAACCAGCUGAUGAGGAGGCAGUGGAACAGGAUCUACAGGCUGACACAGGUUAGGGUGAACUCAUGUUAACUUUCUGCAGCGCUGUCUCAGGCUGAGCUGUUUAAAGUUUCUUAUCAAAGGAGAUGGCUGCUGUAAUGUUAUAUCUGCUAUAACUGAAGAAACCUCUGAUAAUACUCAUUUACUGUCUUAAAAUAUGAUAAUCUAAUAACCACAGCAUAAUAACUUCAUGCAUCGUCUAGACCAGUGGUUCUCAAGUCCAGUCCUUGAGGCCCACUGUCCUGCAUGUUUUGGAUGUUUCCCUGCUCCAACACACCUGAUUCAAAUGAUCAGCUCGUUAUCAAGCUCUGUAAUGGCUUAAUAACGAGCUGAUCAUUUGAAUCAGGUGUGUUGGAGCAGGGAAACAUCCAAAACAUGCAGAACAUGCUAAUAACUUUCAUGCAUCGUCUACAGAAGUUUUUGUUGGUAGAAGAACUGUUAGUUCUUAGGUAGUGUAAUCAUUGCAUGAGCCGUCGAUUUCAGGAGCAUUCUUUCUCUUAAUUGUAGGAAUUGAUUUAGAUUUAGGAAGGUUUGCUCUGGGCUGGCUUUAAGGUAAUCCUGCUGUUUGACUUAACACUGCUGAGUAUUAUCCUCCACCUACUCUGCUAUAGGCAGGUCUAACAUCACAGGCUUCUACAUUGAUUUUCUGUUUUUAUUGUACCCAGGUAAUGGCUCCUACUGAUAGAAUUUCAUGAAUUGUGAAGUUAUUUGGCCUGAUCUGCUUUGUGCUCUUUGACUCAGUGGAUAAGAGAGAGCUGGGUGAUCCACCGGAAGACGGAACCAGUGGAAUUCAAGAUGCUGGCUGGGAAGCUUACUGGGGUAAGGAGAAAAUGGAGUUUAUUAAGAUGUCAGGAUCAAAACUGGACUCCAGAGCACUACAGGCCCAUUUUAGUUUACACUUCUACAAACCUGCAGACGGUUUGAUGUUUUUUUUUACCCCAAGAGAUGACUCAGUCUGAGCUCAGAUCUUGGUAAAUGGUGAAAUGAUAAAUAGACCUUGUGGUAAAAGCGCUUUAUCUUGUCUUCUGACAACUCCAAGCUCUCACCCAUUCACACCUCUUGUUUUCAAAAACCAUUACAUAUUAAAAUGUCCUUUUAAGUUUUAGGCUUUAAAUUGUGGCUCAGAAAAUGUUGACAUCUCAAGCUCUAGUUCAGGUCCAGCAAGAACACCCAUCCAAUCUUGUCGUCAUCAGCACAUGGACUUCACCCAGUUGUUUGGGUAACUUGGUAUAAGAUAGCUUGAAAAAGGAGUCAUAAAAACCUUGUCAACUGUGAAAUAUAGCUUUAAAUCUGUGUUGAUUUUUGUGUAUCUCUUAAAGCUCAAUGGGGUGAAUCUCUUCUGUGGAACAACUGGCUCGAGAAAAAUCCUAAGAAUGAUCACCUGUCUCAAGAAGAUCCAGGAUCAGGGACUGCUCCUUGGGAUGACCCAGAUACAAAAGAGGCCUGGGAUAAGCAUGCAGCAGAGAUGUACUACUACUACUGGGAGCAGUACUCAUACUGGGCAGCACAGGGCUGGACAGCUGAGCAGACAGUCUGCUGGUGGAACCCUGGAGAAGAAGCAUCCCCUGGGCAGAUAGACAGCAGCACAGAGACAGGCACACAGGAAAGAAGAAAUGGACCAACUGAAGCUGAAGGCAAACAGGGACAAGAAGACAAAGACCUUGAGGAUAUAGACAUUUUGAAUUACAUGGUUAAAGAAAGCUGCUCUCUAAAAGCAGUCAGGAGUGCUGUGACAGAGCAGACAUACAGACAGCAUGAGGGCGUGGAUGACAUCAGGACAACCUGUGGCUCUGAUGACCCCUCUGAUGGUGGGAGUCAUCGUAAAAGACCUGCUUCCUCCUCACAGAGUAACACAGCUGAACAGAAAGGUAAGGACUUGAGUGUGCUUUGCAGCAACAUUGCACAGGAGCAGUACAAACUGAAGGUAGGGUGUAAGAUUAGGAGUCAGUCCUGCAGGUCCUCCAGCAGUCUAGACGUUUGGCAGCAUAACUGGGAGCUGGUUCACUUCAAACUCAGUAAAUGUGUCUGUAAGACAGUGUGAUGUAAGAAAAUGACAGCAAGAUAAAUAUUUUCACAACUUUUUCCACCUUUAAUGUGACCUAUAACCUGUACAGUACAAUUAAAAAAUAAACUGAAACCUUUAAGGGGAAAAAUAAAAAAUAGAAAAGUUAAAAUAACCUGGUUGCAUAAAUAUGCACACCCUUAAACUAAUACUUUGUUGCAGCACUUUUGACUUUUAUUCCAGCACUCAGUCUUUUUGGGUAGGAGUCUAUCAGCGUGACACAUCUUGAUGUGGAAACAUUUGCCCACUCUUCUUUGCAAAACUGCUCCAAAUCUGACAGAUUGUGAGGGCAUCUCCUGUGCACAGCCCUCUUCAGAUCACCCCACAAGUGUUCGAUGAGAUUCAGGUCUGGACUCUGGCUGGGCCAUUCCAAAGUCUCAAUCUUAUUCCGGUGAAGCCAUUCUUUUGUUGAUUUAGAUGUGUGCUUUGGGUCAUUGUCGUGCUGAAAGAUGAAGUUCCUCUUCAUCUUCAGCUUUCUAGCAGAAGGCUGAAGGUUUUGUGCCAACACUGACUGGUAUUUGGAACUGUUCAUAAUUCCCUCCACCCUGACUAAGGCACCAGUUCCAGCUGAAGAAAAACAGCCCCAAAGCAUGAUGCUGCCACCACCAUGCUUCACUGUGGGUAUGGUGUUCUUUUGGUGAUGAGCAGUGUUGAUUUUGCACCAAAUAUACCUUUUGCAAUGAUGCCCAAAAAGUUCAACUUUGGUUUCAUCAGACCAUAACACAUUUUCCCACAUGCGUUUGGGAGAUUUCUGAUGUCUUUUUGCAAAAGUAAGCCUUUGAUGUUUUUCUUUGUAAGAUAAGACUUCCGUCUUGCCACCCUACCCCAUAGCCCAGACAUAUGAAGACAGCAGGAGAUUGUUGUCUCAUGUUCUACACAGACAGUACUUGCCAGAAAUUCCUGCAGCUCCUUCAGUGUUGCUGUCGGCCUCUUGGUAGCCUCCCUGACCAGUUUUCUUCUUGUCUUAUCAUCAAUUUUGGACGGACGUCCUGUUCUUGUUAAUGUCACUGUUGUGCCAUAUUUUCUCCACUUGAUGAUGACGGUCUUUACUGUGUUCCAUGGUAUAUUUAAUUCCUUGGAAAUUCUUUUGUAGCCUCACCUGACUGAUAUCUUUGAAUAAUGAGAUCCCUCUGAUGCUUUGGAAGCUCUCUGCGGACCAUGGCCUGUGCUGGAAGAUGUGGCUACAAAAAUGUCAGGAAAAGCAACUAGAACAGCUGAACUUAAUUUGGGGUUAAUCAGAGGCACUUUAAUUGGUGACAGGUGUGUGCUGACUCCAAUUUAACCUGAGUUUGAAUGUUAUUGGUUAAAUCUUCCCAAAAGAUUUCAGUUUGUUUUUCAAUUGUGUUGUACAGGUUAUAGGUCACAUUAAAGGUGGAAAAAGUUGUGAAAUUAUUUAUCCUGGUUUAAUUUUUUUACAUGACUAAAACCUGGCAGUUGAACAGGGGUGUGUAGACUUUUUACAUCCACUGUUUGUUAUAUUUUGACUCAGAUUCCCAAAAGGUUUCCCAAAGCUCCAGUAGAGGGAAUGCCUCUGACAAUAAGUCCUCAUCAGAAGGAGGGGAUGAGGAUGAGGAUGAUGAUGAUGACAAACCCCCAGGACGAGGACAGGCCAAAGUCAAACGCAGGUGGGUAUGCCUAUGCUUGACAACACCUGAAAAUACUGAGUUGUUUUCAAUGUGGAAAGGUUACUUUCAUCACUAGUGUUUAUUCAAUAAGCAAAUUAAAUUGUACAGAAUCAUUGGUGUGACAGCCUUGCCUUCAGCGGGACAAAACAUAUAAAACCAUAACAUGGUAAUUUGGUUCAAAAUCUCUGCGACAUCUGAAAUAAGAAAUAGUUGUCUAAGUCUCUGCUUGAGCAAAUUUGUGUAAGUCUGAAAAAGGGAAUCAGAAUGAACACUUGAGUCAUUUAAGCAUGUUGUCUUUUUGGCUGCAGUCAUGAACUGGAUCUGGAGGAAAGCCCACAGCUGACAUCAGAGGAAGCUUGGAGUAAACUGGGACUUAAACACAACUCAAACCCUGUGUGAGUGUAAAUCACUGGUGCUGCUGUAGGUUACUGUAAACUGUGCAGUCCAGCCAGUCUGCAGCUCGGUUAUAUCCACACGUCUCGUGGAAGUGCACAGAUGUGUUGGAUUGGAUGUGAACAAGAGAACCAACCUGCCCUGUUUAUCUGUGAACUGGCUGAGCAAAGGGUUGCAAGUUUAAGAAAAAAACAUUUUUAUUGAGAUCUCAUCUCUUCUAAGUUUAGUGCACUUGUUUUUGUUUUCAGGGAGGGAAAUCACAACCAACUCCAAGAAAACAAUCUCAUGUUCCUGGCAGCAUUGUGGCAAAAUUUUGAGCAGAAGAGGACUAGGAUGGCUCUAAUUUGCACUCAAACCAUUGUAGUUGAGUCUUUUGGUGACUUUGUUAACAUGAAAGGAACAACAAAGACUUUAUUUUGAAAAGGACAAUAUUUCAUAAAGCUCCUUGCAAGGCUGAUAAAAAAAGUGUAAUUGAUAUUGUUGCUGUUACGCAGCAACUGCGAUGAAUAUCCAACCUUAGGGAUUGUGCAUAUGUUUUGCAAUAUAAGGAGCUGACCAGGAACAGGCAUUAGACUGUAGACCGGAUAUAGUUCAUGGACCUUGGCGGUAAAAUUUUCCUCAUAUUGAGUGAUAGUUCAUUAAUGUCAGAGUACAUCACAUUGACUGUUAAGUUUCCUCUGUGGCGUUACAGGGGUCAAAGUCUGCCUGACAGCACGAAAAGCAUGCUCUCUGUCUGAAUGAGGUCGAUUUUCUGUCCCAGGUUUGACAGUGUGCUGAGAUUUAAAGGCAAAGCUGAUCAGAAGGGUCAGAAGAAGUGGCUCAACAAGAGGGCCGUCUCCAGUAUCGGCAAACACACCAGAUUCAACGAGACGGAUGGAGGCAACAUGCAGCCAAAGAUCAGCUCCACCCUCUGCAAGGUAGGUACCACUGCUGAAGGCCCCUUACAGUGUAAACACUGCACUGAUGCAUCUCAUAUAUCUCUGUUGACAUUCAACCUUUGACAGUAGAUUACUAGCUCUGUGAAUCUGGUGUAAAAAGGAUUAACGUAGACCUACAAACACAGACAUUAGCCUUUAAAAGAUUCCUAAAUUGUUGCUCAAGUCAGACAUACACUGACCCGAUUUCUGAGUGCAUGACAGCUGUGAAAGUUUCAGCCUGAUCAUCUCUUGCUGUGUGGAAAUCAGGAAAUUCCUGAUGGAAACUGCAUGGGUACCAAGGCGGAGCUUGAAAGGCACCGCACUUGGUCAUGUGGACAACUGAAAUACACUGCGGCUGUGCACUUGUAAGCAAAAUAGUUUGGACUUUGAGUUUUGGGAUUACUAAAAACAGAGGAGGAAUAGAGAAGUGAGAUGCAGUAUGAGGAAAAUUAAACAAUCCGGUGAGCAGAUAAAGCAGAUUCUCUGCUGUAAGCGUACCUCCAGAGAUCUUUUGGACUUAGCUAAGGCUAUAAACCUUAAAGCAUGUAUAAAAGCCCAAAAGUCUGGGGGUGAAAAUGCUUCUCUGGUCCGAGUUUGAUCAGUCUGUCUCCCUGUCGGCAUGAAGAGCAGUAGCCUACAGUAUAUCUACAGUAUAUGUGUAUUUUUUAUAACUUCAUAAUAAAUUUUAAAAAUCGUCUGAUUAAUCGGCAAUCAAAUUUUUUUUCCCUCCUAAUAAUCGGCAUUGGCCCCAAAAAAUCCAUAUCAGUCGGGCCCUAAUUCAAACAAAGCAUAUAUUGAUGUUUUUUAUUGAAUAGGCUGCAGCAGUGCAAUGACUGAAAAAUCUGUGUUGAUUUGAAAGGUCAAAAACUUUCUUAAUGAGACCCAGAGAGAGGCAACGACGACCGCAGGAGUCAGCUCACAGAAACAGGAGGAGGACUCUACAUCUCUGCAAGAAGAGGAGGAAGAAGGAGAUAAGGAGAAAAGUGAAGGAAGAAAUAAGCAAGUGGACAAGAGGGAGUGCACCCAACCUAGAUCUUCCCUUCACUCUACGCCUUGGAUUGUGGAAAGUGAGACCAAGGAGGAAGAGAGGGAGAAAGAGCAGCCUGGGAGACAACUGCCCUGUCUAGAAACACCUGACUUUCUUCUACCUGACAUACAUGAGGGCAGCAGUGGUAAGCAGAGCAUCUGUCACAUAGUCCUAAUGACAUUCAGUCCUUUAAGUUUGUUUCAUUGUUGUUUAAGAAUGAGAUGAUGUAUGCGCCCGGAGCAGUGCCAUGCUGAGGACUGUGUUUUUUUUUGUGUGUGUGUGUGUGUGUGUGUGUGUAUAGAGUUAAGCUCAAAGGACAGAAGGAAGCCAAGAAAGAAGAAAAGUAAGCAGCAGGUGGUUCCAGCAGAGAUGGCAGCUGAACCAGGUCUGGCAAAAUACUGGGCUCAGCGUUACAGACUCUUCUCUCGCUUCGAUGAAGGGAUCAGGCUGGACCGAGGUCAGUCCACACUCCGUAUUCAUGCUUAAAAAUAAACUUAUAUUCAUUCAGAAACACUGAACAUUCAUUUGUUCCAAAUUAAACAAAUGUUCAAUAUACUGGCUGGUCCUAAGCCACAUGAAAGAAUUCGAAAUGUGAAAUAAUAAACAGGAGAACUCAGGCUCCAGGUCAUUGAAUGAGUGCAUCACAGAUAUCUCCAGUGUUUGAAGAUUUUGUGAGUCUGAGGCAGAUACACGAGGCACACAGGAGACCAAAAUGAAGGCAGGGUGUCCCUCAGUUUGUCUUACUGUACCAACAUUUUUCAUGCGAACUUUUAGAGGUAGUGUUUGAAGCUGGCAGGUAAUGUCGACUGAUUUCCAGCAGAGACCUCCUCUCAUGUGCAUUGUUGUUGUUAUCUUUUAUAGUUUGGUCAUGAUUUAUUUGCAUGCAAUGUAUACUUGGAAGUAUGGUUUUGUGCCAAGAGCACCCUGCCCACCUACACUCACACGUCAGGGUACGGAUAAAGUCUUGGUUUUGUUCUUGACAUAGCUGAGCUUUAGACAGAGGGUAAUACAUUUAAAAACAAACUUUAAAACUCUUUAAAUGUGCUGAAAUCUUGGACUCAUUUGAACAGAAGAGAGACAGACAUGAGUCAGGGUAACAGACUGAAUCUAUCGUCAUUCAGUCUGCAGUGCUGGCAGUGUUUUAGGAGAUCCAUACUGAGAGGGUUAGUGAAAUAUUUUGAAUACAUUUGCACUUAAUUGGGACUCAGGGACAUUCGUUGAUGCUUCUCUGUGGAUUUGAAAGAACCUCACAGCUUCACUCCAGAAAUAACAGAGAUUUCUUUCAGCGAGCUGACGUUGCAGGAUGGUCUCCCCAGCAUCACUAAUGUUGUUUUGUUUGCUUCAGAGGGCUGGUUUUCCGUGACCCCGGAGAAGAUCGCUGAGCACAUCGCCCUCAGGGUGCAGCACAGCUUUCCUGACUCUCAGCUGGUCAUAGACGCCUUCUGUGGGGUGGGUGGCAACGCCAUCCAGUUUGCGCUCACUGGAAAGAGAGGUAAUUCUGGUUUUUGGAUCCUUUCAUGUGUCCAUAAGUCUGAUCAAUUCAUGGUGACUUUGUUGAGACCUGUUGUCUUGUUUGAGGAGAUUUUUAAAAACUGUUUUUAGAUCAGUUAAUAGAAACCACUCCACCCUGCUUAAGCAAACUAUGACUGUUAUGGUGUAUACUUAGUUACAAAAUAUAUUUUAUCAUGUAAGGUCACCACAGAGACAGACAGUGUCUAAAUGCCUUGCCUUGGGUUGCAGUUUCAUGCUUUUAUUUCCACAUGGACAGCUGUAAUGCUCAUUACGUUGUUGUUAAUCAGGUUUCCCUCACAUGCUUACAGUUAGUCCAAAAUGCUGCUGCUUGUCCUUUACAGGUAAACGAAAACAUGAUCAUAACACUCCGAUUCUGGCAUCCCUCCAUUGGCUUCCCGUUUAUCUCAGAAUUCAUUUAUGGAUUUUGUUGUUUGUUUUUAAAUCGUUAAAUGGAUCAGCACCACAGUACAUCUCUGACCUCUUAAAUGUUUAUAUCCCCGACAUUCCUUGACGUCUGCUGGUCAGCUUGAACUCAAUGGGCUCUAUUUUUGUGCCUCGCCGGCGGUGUGGCGUAGGCAUGGCAUAAGUCAGGUCCGCUGCACCGACAAGGUGUGCCCAAGCACAUUUUGGUAUAUUGGUGAGCGGCGCAGCCUGACUUAAGUAUCCCCCCUCUCUAACUCAGCUCCUCAGCGGCGUAAGUCGUACAGAGGGAGGGGAUAAGGCGUGGGGUGGGUUUAACACAGCUGAGACCUGUUUUCGCCAAUCACAUCAGCUCCUCUCCUUGCCUUUAAAUCCGCCACUGAUGAGGCGUAUUAGAAUUUUCGUGAAGUAGUCAAAGAGAUCAAGAGAUGUCUGAAGACAACAAUGCCACACGAUGGCGACAGAAGGCAGCCCCUCAACAAGUGACAUACAUGAUUCAGGAUGAAAACAACGUCUUUUCAAUCAGAAGAGAUAAUAGUGAUAAGUAAUGAUAUAAUGAUUUUUAAGGUUUUUGCUACAAAUCGUGACGUGUCUUCAACACACCAUGGCUUCCCACACUUGAAAGGAAGAACUCAACCAGACCUCAGGAUUUCACUCAUUCCCUCAUUCCCCAGCACGGCCACUGUUGCAUGUAGCAGGCACACAUCCGCACCGUCAGACAGGGCGUCUCAACACAAACUAUUUACUAUGCAGCAGGAUUUGAAAGCGUUACAUUCCUGUUUAUAUGUGUUUUCAGUUUUGGUAAAAUAUAGUUUACUCACUGUCUCUUUCUCCCGUCUUCCUCCAUUUCCCCCUCAGUUCUGGCUGUUGAUAUUGAUCCGGUGAGACUAGAUUUGGCACGGCACAACGCAGAAGUUUAUAAUGUCGCCCACCAAAUCGACUUCCUGCAAGGGGACUUCCUUCAACUGGCACCCCGUCUCCGUGGGGAUGUGGUCUUCCUCUCACCACCAUGGGGUGGACCGGACUACCUGACGGCUGAGGUCUUUGACAUCAAGACCAUGAUGGAGCCUGAUGGAUAUCCUUUCUUGUAGAAGCAUUAGGAGGUGUUAGUUCUGUAUAAGGAGAGCCAAACGGGGCUAAGUCUGUUAGCCAGUCACUCUUUAUUAGAUUUGCACCAGUUUACAACAAAUUUAAUCUCCAGACUUUAAGAAAAAGAGCAGGUGUAGACCAUACUUGAUCAGAAUAUUUAGAGUCCCCUUUCAAGGUCAGAUGCAAUCCCAUCAGAUUUGAGAGCUGAUAUUCUUCAUUUUAAGCCACUUUGAGGAGAGCACUCUGUAGCAUUUAGCAAGUUACAGUGGCAAAGAAACACAGGUAGAAACCUCAAGCAGAACCAGACUCAUGUUAGUCAUCUGCUGAGACUGAGCUGGGUCUAGAGAAGGGGGAGAGGGGGAUAAAGGAAGAGAGGGAGACUGAUACAGGAAGAUGGAGAAAGAGAAUAUCUGUGCACCCUGAAAGCUUCUGUUGAUAUUAAACAAGUCUGUUUGUCUUUUGCUCCCAGUAUUUUAACAGGAAUUUAUUUUCAGGUUUUACUGGUUACUUCCUUAACAACAGACACGUUUGAGAUUUUCCGCCUGGCCAAACUGAUAUCAGACAGCAUUGUGUACUUCCUGCCCCGUAACGCUGACAUGGACCAGGUCUGUGUUUCCCUUGUCCUUUUGGGAGUCUGGGUGUGUGGUGAACAGGCUGAAACUGAGUACAGAAACCAUUAGGAUCAUUUAUACUGCAUAUCUGCCUGCAUGUUGAGGGAAUGUCACACAGUAACACACAGUCGUUUAUUGUUUAUUUGGGUCCCCAUUAGGUUUUGUCAAGACAAAGCCAGUCUUCCUGGGGUCCGACACAAAAAACAAAAACAUUACAUAAACAUUCAUUCAAUGAUUAUACAAUCACUCAUCUUUAAAAUAAUUAAAUUGAGUUCCAUCCUGUAAUGGCUCAAUAGAUAAAAGUAGAUUUAAGUAGCUCUGUUCUUGGUUUAGGUGGUUUAAUGUAUCCAGAGCUGGCUUGUCUAGUCAUGUGGUUACGUAUAUUUAAUGUAUACUCAACUUGGUCAUAGAAAUGCUGUGGUGUCUUGUCUGUUAAAACAUUAUGGAAAAAAAGUGAGAGUAAGAGAAUGUUAUCUAUUCUCAGCAGGAAGCCAUGCGAGCUUUCUGUGCAUUUCUGUAACGUGUGCGCUUAGAGCACUGGAGGACUCAUCUCGCAGCAAUAUUUUGAGCUUUUUUCAGGUUUUUCUUUGAAGCAGAUGACUAAAUGGCAGGGCAGUACUCAAGGUGUGACAGGACUAAAGCCUGUGUCACUUCUGCUAGAGUAUUUUGCUUUAUGUACUUUGAAAAUUUUCUAGUUAUAACAAUGCUCCUUCCCAUUUUUUUGUCACCAUAUUAUCUAUGUGUUUAGUCCAAUUUAGUUUAGCGUCUAAUGCGAUGCCAAGCAACUUACCCUCUCUUAUCUGUUCCACUUGCUUUACGGCAAGUGCCAGGCUCAGUUGAGAUUCACAGACUAGUAUAUGUCUGGAUUGUAAAACCAUUCUUUUUGUUUUGGCUACGAUCAGCAGUAGUUAGUUCUUAGCAACCCAAUCAGCUACUGCUUUAAGUUCAAUAUUUAAUGUAUUGUUUAGCUCUUUAAGAGUGGAUACAGCACUGAACAUAGUGGAAUCAUCUGCAUAGAUGGCAACUCCACCACCAUACUUCUGAACAAGUUGUAGUCAUUUAUAGCAAACUGUAAAUUAUGAGUGCAAGUGUGACUCUGAUCUGGCAAGUACAUGAAUGUUAUUGGAUUCAACUAGACUACACAGUUCAUAAACCUUGUUCCUUAGACUGCACACAAUUAAAUAAGCUAGCAUCAAUCCGCUCCCAGGCAAAUUAAUAGCAUGUGACAAUGGCGUCAUGAGUACACAGUUAAAAACAUAACAUCAGCAUACUUUUUAAGGAGUUCACCUUUAAAAGGUUCACAUGACUCUAGGUGACUUUGGGGUGCAACUAUGCUUCAGAAAGGCAAUUUCACCUCUUUCCCAUGCCUCCCUUAACUUGGGGAGUUGCUCUUUUCCUUUCAUUCUGACUGAAUCAGUAUAAUCUUCAUUGAUGUAAAUGUCAGUCCCUCUCAAUUGAAUCUUAGAAACUUCAAUCCACUUUUAAACUUGGGUGUGUGUUUGAAGCAUUAUAAAAUCAAUUCAAUUUAUUGGUACAUUUGGUACAUGGUACAUUAUUACCUUCACCUCACAUGGUAUCAUAACAUCCAGCCUUCAGGUGUGGUCUGGGGUGUGUCCAGAGAGAUGGCAUGGGCCCUCUCCACAGCCUGAUUGGCCUCUAUAAAAACGUAGACUACCAUUGGGUGUUUGGUUGUACUUUGAAUUAUGAUCUUGGACAAACAUGGUCUUUUUGAGUCCUCAGACUAAACUGUAAGAUUUUGUAAGAUUUUGUUGUCACUGUGUUACUUUAUGAAGCUAAAAACUAAAACAGGAAAUUCUGACCUGCUUGACACUUGAGUGUUCGUGGUGAAGUAAAAUAAUUAAUGGAAACCGAAAGUGUAAAUGAAUAAUAUUCAUUAGUGUGAAAACACGCACAUUCCCAGUUGGACCAGCCCAUUCAAGAAGGUCUGGUGGUGCCCGGGUGUUGUAAGCCUCCAGGAACUGUCCACCUCAUCAUGUCAAGCGAAUGUGUGAAUGUGGUUAAACUUUUACCUGGAGCAGUAUUUCCUUUGACUGUAAAUGUGAACGUGAAAUAAAAUAGCAAAAGAAGAUUUGGUCUGAACCUCUUAUCAGUUGGAAUAUUGGGGAAAUGAAAUGAAUCAUGGAUCAGUAACCACAGCACGGCAAUAUGUAUGUCCAAUAAUCCAGGGACACCUGUUUAAUAGUUUACGAUCUAUCUGUCCAUCUCUCCACAGAUUGCCUCUCUGGCUGGACUAGGAGGAAGGGUGGAGGUGGAGCAGAACCUCCUCAACCACAAACUGAAGACUGUGACUGCUUACUUUGGCAGCUUGAUCAACUCAGACACUGAGCCACUCUAAAUGAACUUUCUCUACUGAAUAAGGGUUUUUUUCACUUUCUACGACAGACUGCAUCAUCCAGAUCAUAUCAUUUACAGCUAUUCAGCACAGUCCUAUAAUAAUGAUGACAUUGUUAUACAUUUACUGUUUUCAGUUUUCAGUCAUUUGUGAUGCCAGUAUAUAGUUUAAAGUGAUCUGAUGAUCACAGGCUAUAGUUUUUAACCCCUAUAUGUUUUUUUAGUUACUGCAGGUGGUUUUAUAAUCCUCUCAGAUUUACCACUGAGUGUUUUAUGUUGUUUUAAUGGCAAAUAAACGUUUUCCA